GUAUUCAUCACUUUCUAGAUGAGUGGCAUGGCGAACAGUGCAAAAAAAAUAUACGAAUUCAGUGUUGAGACUCUCGAGAAGAAGGUGCUCCCAUUGGAGACUUUUAAAGGCAAAGUCGUCCUAAUUGAAAAUGUUGCAUCUCUCUGAGGUACAACCACGCGUGAUUACACGCAAAUGAACGAACUGCAGGAAACGUUCGGUGACCGGCUGCAAAUACUGGCGUUUCCUUGCAACCAAUUUGGUCAUCAGGAAAAUGGGUCAAACGGCGAAAUUUUGACUAAUCUUAAAUACGUUAGACCUGGUAAUGGCUUCGUUCCUAAAUUUCACGUUUUAGGAAAGGUCGAGGUUAAUGGUGCCAACGCCCAUCCAUUGUUUGAGUUUCUCAGAACGAGUCUCCCAGUACCAUCUGACGAACAAACUAUGCUAAUGGGUGAUCCAAAAUUCAUCAUUUGGUCUCCAGUCUGCCGUAACGACAUUUCGUGGAACUUUGAAAAAUUUUUGGUUGAUAAGAAUGGCGUGCCUGUUAAACGUUACAGUCGUCACUUUCUGACCAAAGAUAUCAAAGCUGAUAUCGAAGAAAUGAUGAAGAAAUAA
Dimorphilus gyrociliatus is the source of this 594-nucleotide messenger RNA. The record is from the annotation of a GenBank genome assembly. NCBI's taxonomy places the organism in Eukaryota, Metazoa, Annelida, Polychaeta, Dinophilidae.